GCUUCCGCACUCACUCACCUUCACCGCAGCAGACGAGACGAGGACUAGUUCCCACCAGACACAAAAAGAGACCACUGCCUCUCCUCCUCUUCGCCUCCCCUUAUCAAAGCACGACGAUAAGCCCACCACCAUUUACUGGACUGGACUUUACAAAGGGACAGAUAUGUCCAUUGGAUUUGAUAUCCUGUCACGCCGCGACCUUUUCCCAACGAUUUCCUCCAUGGGAUCAAGAAUAGACUGACAAACUAUCUACCUGCCCUUGAGCAGGAAUUAAAGCAACAAAAGUAUUUGCGAUUAAGUUGUUGCUAGUGUGGUGGGAGUUUUCAAGGGUCGAGUGCAGGGUUGACUGACCUGAGAAGAGAACAUAUUAGAUCGGAACUGGGAACCAUGAAAUGCGACCAGAACCCGGAGUUAGUUUAGUGAGUGGAGCCCUUCAGUCCUCCUUGGCUAAGGCGCAACGUAACUACCAAUUUCACGGAAGUGAAAGUCUACACAACUCGGAAGAACGUAAAGAAGCUCGGAAUAAAAAGGCGUCUGCUGUGGAUAAAAACUUAACAGCGUAUUGCAACUCAAUUGGGAGUUGUUUUGCCUCCUACUCGGCUGAACAGUUUUUGCAACUUGGGAACUCGCUCAGUUUUGACGACGGGGGAUUUCUUGAACACACCAUUCCAGAGGUUAGAAACGAGUGUGUCAUUCUGAAGCAAACUCGAAAAAAUGAACUUGCUCCUGUUGGAGGAUCUAAUCGGAAAAAGAAGAAGGUGAUCUCUACAAUUGGUCACAAUAAAGGAUCGAAACCAUCAUCAUCACUAACUUCUAGUCCUCUUUGUAACGGGGUAAUUGCUCCGACCUGUAAAAAAGUGAAUAACGUAGCUGUAACCGAGUCCCAAUCGAAAGGAACACCAUCUAAAAAUCUACAGCCUAAAAAACCUGGGAAGUUUGAUAAUCUCAUCCAAAAAUUAUCUAAACUCUUGAAGGAUACGACAAUUGGCAAGAAUAAACGGAGACGCUUAACACGAAAAUUGCGUCAAUUAGAGAAACAGAAAAGCGAAGAGACGCCGACGCUUCAAAAAAUUCAAAUUGAUAUUAAAACAAAUUCAAAACUGACUGAAUCGCCGACUAAAUCUCCAUCAUCACCAAGCAAAUUGUCAAUUCAAAAGUCUGUAUCUGCAACUGCCAACAACGGUCUCGGGGUACAACAAACCAAAGGAAUCAAUCUCCUCAAGACAAAGAUGGGCCCUGAAAAUGGGUUAAAAAAUGACGUUGCGUUGACAAAUGGCACAUCUUUAAGUUUGCAACUACGGCUUCCAGAACCAAAACGCAUUUUAUAUCCCAAGGAGAAAAUUCUCCUUGGCUGGCGAAGCAAGCGCGGUCCUGGCGCUGGAUUCCACAACUUUGGCAACACGUGCUAUUUAAACUCGUCCCUCCAGGCAUUGUUUCACAUACCUGCGUUCGUAAAUUGGAUUCAGAAUGAUGAAGAGCAUCGCAAAAUGUGCAAAGGGAUAUUACCAAACCAAACCACUUGCAUCAUUUGUGUCGUGUAUCUGACCUUGCAAGAGCACAGCCGAACAUCAUCUUGCAUUAGGCCUCGAGUGCUGGAUAAACUUAAGGCAAUAUGCAAGCACUUCAGCUACGGUCGACAGGAAGACGCUCACGAAUUUCUCCGAUAUUUACUUGAAGGGAUGGAGCGGUCAUAUCUAACUCUGAUUAAUGGUCUUCGACUUGAUAAUCGGACAAAAGAAACCAACCCCCUUGGUCAGAUAUUUGGUGGUUACAUCCGAACAGAAGUCACAUGUCUUCAGUGUAGCUUUGUUUCAACAACAUUCCAACCGUCUGCUGAACUACAAUUAGAUAUUCGGCAUUCGACGACUCUAGAAGAUGCUUUGCAACUUCAUUUCAGAAGAGAAAGAUUGGAUAAUAACGAUUAUAAAUGUGAAAAGUGUCGGAAAAUCAGCCAAGCGACAAAACAAUUUUCAUUGGAACUGCCUCCUCUUGUCCUCUGUCUUCAGCUAAAGCGAUUCACCCUUUAUGGAAACAAAAUUGGUAAACGAAUUCAUUGCAACAAACUGUUAAACAUGUCACGAUAUUUGCACAAGUCGCAAAAAGCUUCAGGAUUUUAUCAGGAUAAUGAACUCAAGUACCGCUUAGUUGCAUUGGUCACUCACUUGGGACAAUCUCCAAAUUGCGGUCAUUACACUGCAAUUGCUGAAGGCUCGAAUGGUUCUUAUUAUCAGUUUGACGACCAGUUUGUGCACGAAGUUACUGGUCAAACAGCACUGAACAAUGAUGCCUACUUGCUAAUUUACGAGAUGGACCGCAACUCUCAACCUACAGGUGGACUUCAUUAUUCAAUUCCCAACAGUCCAAAUAUUCUGUCCAAACCUGCUGCUGCUACUACGUCCGGAACGUUGAUCACAAAUGGAAACUCAGAUACGCCGAAAAAGUUUGCAAUUCCUUUUGCUAAGAAGAAUGGAAUUCCAAAUUCACCUGCACUGAAUAAACCCACUGUCCUGAGCAACACUGAUUCGUCAAAAGCUAAUGGUAAUAGUGGUCCUGAUUCCAGCGGCGACCGACGAGUAAUUAGAUUUGGGAUUCCUCCAAAUUCACUCAUCAAGUCAACGGCACAGAAUAAAAUUAAUGUCCUGCAACCUGGGAUCGCGGUGACGAACUCAGCCCGUGUCUAUUCCUCGUCAUUAUCAACAAUGGUUGUUCCUAAAGCCAACUGUGUCCCGUUGGUUCCCUACGGCGAUAUUGAUAACGAUGAAGCCACUGAACAAGAACCCAAAGAAGAAACUAGGAAAACCUCGCCAAAACAAGAAAGAAUUAUUGGACCGUUGUUAGAGGUUAAUAAUAAGAAUCAUCAUCAGCGCAGCCCAUCACCAGCCGCAAGGGUUGUAAUUCCAUAUAAGCUGCCUUCUUCACCUCCCUUGUCGCCAAAAGCUAACAAUCCUGAAUAUAAAUUCGGGAUUAAAAGAAAAUCGGAAGCAAUGUUAGGGUCGACUUCCGACCUUACUAAAUCUGACAUGCCCACUUCGAAAAAAUCACCUAUAAAUGCUACGAGUAAAUGGACCAUUGUUAGUUUAAAAAAUGGUAACUUAUCCGAUCCUGAAAAGAAUUCUUCAGAAAGUUCCAAAAUCAAAUCAAAAGAACUGAUACGGGCUAAAAGUGCCGAAAGGACAACCCAAAAAAGCCAGCAAACUUCUCGACUCGCACUUCCUCCACCGCCUCCACUAAUUCCCAAUGCCAAAAGAAAACUCAACGAUUCGACCAAGAUUAACCUAUCGAUAGAUAGCACUACUAAAUCCAAUGGAUCAUCAUUUCCAAGUCAAAGUACACCUAAAGAGUUGUCGCUACAAACUGCCGUUCAAAACGGUCAUCAUGAGAAAAAGAAGAAAAGGAAACGAUCAAGGUCGUCAUCUUCUUCUAGCGACAGUUCUUCCACUGAUAGGGAUCGAAACAAACAGAAGAAAGAGGGCAAUGGGAAACUUGACAAAAAGAAAAAGCUGAAAAAGAAGGGACGGGAAACCCCCAGUAAAAGAUCUUCGAGUUCAGACGAUAGUUCCGAUAGUGAAAGCGACUCCUCUUCUGGAGGAAGGCGUCAUGGACACAAGCGGCGGCACAAGAAUAAGAAGAGAAGGCAUUCAAAGCACCGCGAUGAAUCUAAAGAGAAAAUUAAGGUGUCCAGCGGCAAGGGUGAAAUGAAUGGUUGGUUGCCCACUACUGAGCGUGAUGCUUCCAGCGUUGAAAGGGAGCAGAUUUUGAGGCAAGCACGCAAUCCUAGCCGCAGUCCAUCAAAGUCCAUCAGCUCCAAAUCCAGUGACAGAUUUAAUCCAAGUAGAAUAGAAGGCAGAGAGAAGUCGAUUAUUGGAUGGAACGGUGAGCAAAGUUUACUGUCAAAAUCAAUCGAUGACGAGAGGAAGGAACUGAGCAGAAAAUCAAGAGAAGGAUAUGACGACGAAUUAGAUCAGGGUCGAAUUAAAAAACCGCAUUCGUCCCGUUCACCAUCCCGAGAAACACCUGAUGGUAACAAGUUCCAGUCUCUGCAGGACAAAAAGAAGCUGGUUGCAAAGUGGAGCAACAUUCUAGACGGUUAUGGUGAUGGAUUUAAAGAUCACGCAAACAUGAAAUCGCCCCCGAGUGACAAGAAGAAGCCUUGGGUAGCGAAAAAGUUUGAUAAUUACUCAGACCGUCCCUACCCUCCAAGCCGUGGUCCACGACAAAAUGGUUCUGGAUUUGGAGGGCACAACAGACCGUUCGGUUCUUACUCUUCUGGAUACCGAAGUAAUACUGGUAGUAAUUCGCGACCCGGUUACAAUGGAAGUAAUAAUCGUUCCCGAUAUUACGAUAAUGGUAAACAUUGGAACAGUCGGCAGAAUCAUUACUGAACUGAAUGUAUUACUAUUAGUUAGCCCUCUUCAUGUUUAUGUAAGGGUGAAUAUUUUUUGUUGUAUUUACGUUAACAUGCUUGGCCGAAAUAGUUAAAAAAAGAGAGGUCAAAAAAAUUCCUACAUAUGAUUUAAUAUUUAAUUUAAUUAGCAAUACUACAGAAAUACGUUCUCUACUGAAUGUGUUAUUGUCGUCUUUAUAAGAUCCGGAUGUACUCGACGAUCUUUAAGUUUAAUAAUUUCCAUUCAGAUGUGCUCAAUUAGCUCCUUCAAUUUUUAUGUAAUUUCGUUACUUGUGAUAAGUGAUACCACAUCAUUUUAUGUACUUCACUAUUGAUGUAAAAGAUUUAAAAAACAAAAGAAAAACACUUGCCCACAACAUAUUCAGACACGUGUUGACUAUGUAGUUGUAUCUUUUCAUUCUUUUAUGUAUAUUUGAGGAAAAUGUAAAUGACUGAAUCAAAUAUCUGAUGAAAGCUUGCAAAAUGAACUGCCUAUAUUAACUAUAACGUAAUUAAAAAGGUGUAAUGAAUGCCUAUAUAUCAUGUUACUAAUAUUUGUACGUAGUCUAAUCAAGUUAUAUACAGUUUAAACACACUUAUUAGACGAUAAGCCAAGAAUAUUCAUAAACCUCUAUUUUAUACGAUGACAAUGGAUAUAUAAUGAAUUCAUGGAACACAGCGGUAAAUUAUAAUAGAUUAGCUAAAUAUUUUACUGGUAAAAUCGUAAUUACUGUGUAGUAUUUACCAGUCUAAUAAUUUAUCAUUAACUUUGUUUGCAUCGUGAAGAGUCAGAUUGAAGCAAUACGGAUUAAAAUAUUAUGCUCUAGAUACCUUUGUGUCUAUCAAUAUUACUCUAGAACCUGAUUGUCAAGGAGUAUGUGUGUAAAACAAGACGAAAAAAUUAAUAAAGAACAGCAAAUUGCUGCAUCUCAAUAACGUAA
This is a messenger RNA of Folsomia candida, 5325 nucleotides long. RefSeq names its product ubiquitin carboxyl-terminal hydrolase 36. Gene Ontology annotation, biological process: protein deubiquitination; regulation of apoptotic process. The record is from RefSeq and is a predicted model, not a curated record. Lineage: Eukaryota; Metazoa; Arthropoda; Collembola; Entomobryomorpha; Isotomidae. Gene Ontology annotation, molecular function: cysteine-type deubiquitinase activity; cysteine-type endopeptidase activity. Gene Ontology annotation, cellular component: cytosol; nucleus. The coding region runs from base 393 to 4382 and encodes 1329 amino acids. The transcript is spliced from 9 exons.